Molecule: messenger RNA, 3771 nt
Organism: Aptenodytes forsteri (emperor penguin)
Lineage: Eukaryota; Metazoa; Chordata; Aves; Sphenisciformes; Spheniscidae
Gene: SULF1
Product: sulfatase 1
Exons: 24
Coding region: 655-3258 (867 amino acids)
Cellular component (GO): plasma membrane; cell surface; endoplasmic reticulum
Molecular function (GO): glycosaminoglycan binding; calcium ion binding; N-acetylglucosamine-6-sulfatase activity
Source: RefSeq, a predicted model, not a curated record
CGAGUGGGGAUUAGGGAAGAGAGGCAGCCUUGCUGGAGCUGUGUGGUCUUCCCCAAGGGUGAGCUGCAAGCAAAAGAAGAACUACCUAGCUUUGGGGGAGAAGAGGGAGGAAUCGUCUCCAGCAGCUCGGAGGGAAACAUAAACCCCCACGCUUCGUUCAGAUCUUCACACUAACUCUCACAUACCUGUGGUGCUUAUGAAUUAUUGGCCUCCUACUUGUGAAAGAAAUCUAACACUGUCCUCACCAUUUACAGGUGAGAUCAAAAAAAAAGACUGAACUGAGGGAGAGUGGGAAAAAAAUGACAAUAUUUCUUUCUUGCAUAAGAAAAAGGGUUUGCCUAUAAUAAAUUCACUGAGCAAGACAUACAGACUUCUGUCCAAUGCUAUGAAAAUUAACCGAGGCACAUUAACUGCAGGAAAUCUUCAAAGGACAGAGAAAGAAGCUGUAACAAACAGUUCUGGAGACUUUGAAGCACAGCCACAGUGCUGAGGUCUUUGACUGACAAGCCUUCUGCUUUCUUCUUCUUACAGGGCUCCUCCUACAGAUGUUCUGAACACGUCUGCAUCCCAGCAAUUUUUUACUGCGCCCAGGUCUUGAAAAUUAGAGCUCAGGCACUUUUGGAUCAGUCUUUUCAUUGAAAUACUGGAACUACUAUGAAGUCUUCUUGGUUUGCACUCAUCUUGGCAGUGCUCAGUACUGAACUGUUAACAAGUCACUGUUCCACUGUCAAGUCCCCGAGGUUCAGAGGACGUGUGCAGCAGGAGCGAAAAAAUAUCAGACCAAAUAUCAUCCUUGUACUCACAGAUGAUCAAGAUGUGGAGCUAGGGUCCUUACAAGUGAUGAAUAAAACCAGAAGGAUUAUGGAGAAUGGAGGGGCUUCUUUUAUCAAUGCAUUUGUAACCACCCCGAUGUGCUGCCCAUCGCGUUCCUCCAUGCUGACUGGGAAGUAUGUUCACAACCACAACAUAUACACCAACAACGAAAACUGCUCUUCUCCCUCAUGGCAGGCUACUCACGAGCCACGUACCUUCGCCGUGUAUCUCAAUAACACUGGGUAUAGAACAGCUUUUUUUGGGAAAUACCUCAAUGAAUACAAUGGCAGCUACAUCCCUCCUGGGUGGAGAGAGUGGGUUGGAUUAGUGAAGAACUCUCGCUUCUAUAAUUACACCAUUUCUCGCAAUGGUAACAAAGAGAAGCAUGGAUUUGAUUAUGCAAAGGACUACUUCACAGACCUAAUCACUAAUGAGAGCAUUAAUUACUUCAGAAUGUCUAAGAGGAUAUAUCCCCAUAGGCCCAUAAUGAUGGUCAUCAGCCACGCUGCGCCCCAUGGCCCCGAGGAUUCGGCACCGCAGUUCUCAGAGCUCUACCCCAACGCUUCACAGCAUAUCACUCCCAGCUAUAACUAUGCACCAAACAUGGAUAAGCACUGGAUCAUGCAGUACACGGGGCCCAUGCUGCCUAUCCACAUGGAGUUUACAAACGUCUUGCAGCGCAAGAGACUUCAGACCCUGAUGUCAGUUGACGACUCUAUGGAAAGAUUAUACCAAAUGCUUACAGAGAUGGGAGAACUGGAGAAUACCUACAUUAUUUACACUGCUGACCACGGUUACCAUAUCGGGCAGUUUGGACUGGUCAAGGGGAAGUCAAUGCCAUAUGACUUUGAUAUUCGAGUUCCUUUCUUUAUUCGUGGUCCAAGUGUAGAGCCGGGAUCAGUAGUGCCUCAGAUAGUUCUCAAUAUUGAUCUCGCUCCAACAAUUCUGGAUAUAGCAGGACUUGACACGCCUCCAGAUAUGGAUGGCAAAUCUGUCCUAAAACUUCUGGACUUGGAGAGACCAGGAAACAGGUUUCGAACAAACAAGAAGACCAAAAUUUGGCGUGACACAUUUCUGGUGGAAAGAGGCAAAUUUCUACGCAAGAAGGAGGAACCCAACAAAAGCACUCAGCAGUCUAAUCAACUGCCAAAAUAUGAGAGAGUAAAAGAAUUAUGCCAACAAGCAAGAUACCAGACAGCCUGUGAACAACCAGGACAGAAGUGGCAGUGCACGGAGGAUGCUUCCGGCAAACUUCGAAUUCACAAGUGUAAGGUAUCUAGCGACAUACUUGCCAUCAGAAAAAGGACCCGCAGCAUACACUCCCGGGGAUACAGCGGUAAAGACAAAGACUGCAACUGUGGAGACACUGAUUACCGAAACAGCAGGACCCAAAGAAAAAAUCAAAGACAGUUCUUGAGAAACCCUAACGCGCAAAAAUACAAACCCCGAUUUGUUCAUACUCGUCAAACCCGGUCCUUAUCUGUGGAAUUUGAAGGUGAAAUAUAUGACAUAAAUCUUGAAGAGGAAGAACUGCAGGUGUUAAAGACCAAAAGUAUCACCAAGCGUCACAAUGCUGAAAAUGAGGACGAAGCAGAGGAAACUGAUGGUGCUCCUGGUGACGCAAUGAUCGCUGAUGGCACUGAUGCUAUAGGUCAACCCAACUCUGUCAGAGUGACACACAAAUGUUUUAUUCUUCCAAAUGACACUAUUCACUGUGAGAGGGAGCUGUACCAAUCCGCGAGAGCCUGGAAGGACCACAAGGCUUACAUUGAUAAGGAGAUUGAGGCUCUCCAAGACAAAAUUAAGAAUUUGAGGGAAGUUAGAGGACACCUAAAAAGAAGAAAACCAGAUGAAUGUGACUGUAGUAAACAGAGCUAUUACAACAAAGAGAAAGGGGUAAAGGCCCAAGAGAAACUCAAGAGCCAUCUUCAUCCCUUCAAAGAAGCAGCACAAGAAGUGGAUGGCAAACUGCAGCUGUUCAAAGAAAACCGGAGAAGGAAGAAGGAAAGGAAGGGGAAAAAGCGCCAGAAGAAAGGAGACGAGUGUAGCCUUCCUGGGCUGACAUGUUUUACCCACGACAACAACCACUGGCAAACAGCACCGUUCUGGAGCUUGGGCUCUUUCUGUGCUUGCACAAGCUCGAAUAACAACACCUAUUGGUGCUUGCGAACAGUUAAUGACACCCACAAUUUCCUCUUUUGUGAGUUUGCGACUGGCUUCUUAGAAUAUUUUGAUAUGAACACUGAUCCCUAUCAGCUGACGAAUACAGUACAUACAGUGGAAAGAGGCAUUUUGAAUCAAUUACAUAUACAGCUAAUGGAACUGCGAAGUUGUCAAGGCUAUAAGCAAUGCAAUCCGAGGCCGAAGGGACUUGAAACAGGAAAUAAAGAUGGAGGAAGCUAUGAUCCACACAGAGGACAGUUAUGGGAUGGAUGGGAAGGCUAACCUGCCCAAUUUCACUGGCGACAUCGACUGGCAAGGACUGGAAGACUUGUACAGUGUGAAUGAAAGUGUAUAUGAAUACAGAUACAACUAUAGACUUAGUCUGGCUGACUGGACUAAUUACUUGAAGGAUGUAGAUAGAAUGUUUGCACUGCUGAACAGUUACUACCAGCAAAAUAAAACAGACAAGGCUAACACUGCUCGAAGCAACGGGGACGGGGAUGAAUCAUCCACGCCGUUUACCUUGGUGGAAAUGACUUCUGCUGAAGAAUCAAGCGGCCUGCCCGCAGAAGAGUUGCAGCUUAUUGUGCCAACGGACUUGGCAGCCCUCGCUUUGAGCACAGUGAAUUUAAGUCAGGAGAGGAAACUUGAAUUAAACAAUGAUAUUCCUGAGAAAAGUAGUUUGAAUGGCGCACACUGGAGAAAUAAUCAUCAAGCUGAAAAAUGGAUGGAGGAUAAAGAAUCGGACCGUUUUGAUAUGGAUUUCAGUGGAAACGGUUUGAUAGAGUUGGAGUC